This is a messenger RNA of Mizuhopecten yessoensis (Yesso scallop), 667 nucleotides long. Its product is annotated as homeobox protein vent1B-like. The transcript has 2 exons. Bases 11 to 562 code for a protein of 183 amino acids. The record is from RefSeq and is a predicted model, not a curated record. NCBI's taxonomy places the organism in Eukaryota, Metazoa, Mollusca, Bivalvia, Pectinida, Pectinidae. Gene Ontology annotation, molecular function: DNA binding.
UCGAUACACAAUGUCAACAAUCUGCUAUAAGUUAUUAUUUGGUCUGAUAACAGAUUCGGAUGAAGGUAUUGGCGAAACUCCCCGACCAAAGAAGGCGAGAACAGCUUUCUGCAACGACCAGAUCGAGGCUCUGGAACGGCAUUAUCAAGCUCAGAAAUAUCUGCCCGCUGGACAGAGGUCAAGACUGGCAAGGGAACAUAAACUGACGGACCAGCAGGUGAAGACUUGGUUCCAAAACAGGAGGAUGAAGGAAAAACGGAAAAAGAAGGAUGAAUCAUUUCCAGGAGGCAUGUCCCUUCCGACAGGUGGCGUUGAUCUAUUGCAGUUACAGGCACUUGGGAUCCCCUGCCCCCCACCGUACACAAUCAACAACAAGCACCAACAAAUGAUGAGGGAUGAUGAUAUCACGAACUUUCCUUCGCCAGCAUCAAGUCCACACUCACCAAUGGUUCAUUCAAUCAACCAUGUACCAUUUUACUCAAGAUUUCAGCCAAUGACCAACGGCCUUGACACUUUAACCAGCUUUACGUCAUCGACCAAUCAUAUAGUUGGUUAUAGAUAACAACGGAAAUGAAUCAAUGACUGUUCAAUCUUGUAUCUAAUGUGCAAUAUUUUUAUUUUGUUAAUUUUGCUGUAUCGAUCCACUAUGUGCCAAAUGAAUAAAAUA